GUUCAACACCCUUCGCGGUUCCUUCGACCGUACUGAUCGUCAGACAUCUCCUCCUCGCUUUCCCGUCCGUUCAUUCUACUUGCCUUCUCCGGCAACUCUUCUCCUCCUUCCCUUCGUCAGCUCAUAGUUACAGUCUUCACGGCGAUUCUUCUGAUUCUGGGCCUGGGAAGUGGGAAGUUCAUCUCCAAUUCUCGUAAGUUCUUUGUUUCUUCGAAAUUCCCUGGGAAUCCUUCGCGUUUGGGUAGAUGAGGAAAAAGAAUCGAGUGGCUGCAUUCAGAAAAUGGUAGCUUCUGUAAUCUUAUGCUGGACUUAAACUUGAUUUAGUGAGUGUGAGUGACUGGGGAGGGGAAAUGGGGUUUGAAGAGUUCGAGCCCAUUUACGGCGAACCGAGAGCAGAAUGGGGGAAGAGCUCCGACUUCGGACGUUCUGCUGUUCCUCUCCGGAGAUUCUUGAUGCAUGUUUUCGCUCCUGACUACUAUCACCUCAAGAUUCAAGCAACCGAUUACAGCUCCAACACUUUUGAAGCUAAUAAGUCCAUCUCGCAGCUGGAAGACUUGCAAGAUAGCAUUGGAAUUGGUGGCUCAUGGUCUGAGUUUGUGGACUACUUUAUAUCUUCACUUAAAUCUGAAGAUGUCAAGCUUGUUCUGGAGAAGCAAUCGGGUGGUGAUGGUGCUGCAUCGGCAAGAUUGGUUUCUCAGAAAACAAAAGGGAUGCCUUUGAUCUCCAUUUCUCUCAGGAGAGUUUUGGACUGUGAUGCAAAUGAUGUCAUGGCAGAUAUCUCUUUUGGGCUCUUCAAGACGCUCAAGUGUCCUCCAAAGAUGACGAGACAAGGUCAAGGGGAAGGGUAUUCUUCGCAGUUGAUGAAAGGAGUAGCAACAGAUGAAAAGCAAAAGAACCAACUCGAGAGCCAAUUGGAAAAGAGGCAGAAACUGGGAAAUGUGGAUGCUUUCAACAAAGAAGGUGUUUCCAGCAAUGGCUCACAUAAUUCGCCAGACAAGCAAUCAGCUCGAGCUACUGCAGCACCAAAGAAAGUUAUCAAUCGCGUUGUGCCAGCACAUCGAAGGACAAGAGUAAGGGGUGCUCUUAUAGGCGAUGCUGAAGAUGACGACGAAGAAAGUUAAAAUAGCAACCAGAGGAUUAAAAGAGUAAUAACUCCUAACUUAAUUGUAUCAAACACCUGCAGAUUUUGAAUGUUAGUUUUUGUAAAAAAAAAAAAAAACAAAUUCUUGAUUACAGGCUAUAUACAUUGUAGGCGUCCGAUGUCCCUAGUCGAUCCAAAUUGUCCCAAUGGCCAACUGAAAGUGACUAUUUGGAGGGGUUAAGGCCAGCUGAUUUGCUGGAGUUUCUGGAACUUUAAAAUGAGAAUGUGAUGUGUCACUUCGAGUGGUUAUGUUAUGUAUGGUUAUAAAGAUUAUGAAACUGCUGGUACUUAGUUGAAGGGAUUAACGGGAUAAUGUUAUCUGAUUUAGGUAGUCUGAAGGCUUUGGGAAAUGCCUUUUGUUAGUCUAAUUAAAUUUGGUUUAAUUCAAAGAUUGUUGCUUAAUUACCUUAUUAUUUAGACUUGUUAUGCACUGAUUCUAUAUGAAUGCUCUGGGGGAUUUCACAUCUCCCUGAUAUUGGCCCGACCCUAAGAUUCUAUAUGAAUGCUCACUUUUCUUAAAAGUAACUAGUUGAGAUUUUGGCUUCUAAACAAAGAUACCGGAUACUGAAAAUAUAGGAAAACUGAGUAGAAUUUUUUCCAUUUCAAUACUGAAUAUAAGAUUUGGGAGUUCGGUAUUUCCUUUUUGGUGUUAUUUUGAAGACUGGCUCCUAGCUUUGGGUUAAAGUCUGUUUCUUUAUAUAGAGGUUUCAGUUUUGGCAUUAAUGGAAAGAUACACUGAUGAAUUUGCUGUUGAAAAGAACUCAAAAGCUCAUUUUCCUUUGUUUCAUUAUACACCCACUAUAAUGAAGUUAUUGCCCCUUGGGUAAAAAGGAGUAAAGCUGAAAAAGUGAU
Linum trigynum is the source of this 1993-nucleotide messenger RNA. NCBI's taxonomy places the organism in Eukaryota, Viridiplantae, Streptophyta, Magnoliopsida, Malpighiales, Linaceae. The record is from the annotation of a GenBank genome assembly.